Molecule: messenger RNA, 3290 nt
Organism: Magallana angulata
Lineage: Eukaryota; Metazoa; Mollusca; Bivalvia; Ostreida; Ostreidae
Exons: 9
Coding region: 572-2605 (677 amino acids)
Source: RefSeq, a predicted model, not a curated record
UAUAAGGAAUCAGUAAUGAAUCAUUCUGUGGGAAUAUUAAGAUCACACCUAUGAACUAUAAUUUGGGACUAUGGGCAUAACUCAGGAACAUGUGCCACUCCUACAUAUGUGAGGGUGCGACAAGCAAAAUACAGGGAGUGAUCUCAAGCUGGAGCCCGUUUCACAAAGAUUUCCUAAGAUGUUUCUUAAGAUAGAACUUAACAUAUGCCCCUGUUAUAAUUUAACUUAGGAAGUUCCUAAGAUGUGUCAUAGCUGUUUCACAUAACGUUCAUAGCGUAACGCACUUUAAUUAAGAAACAUUCUAACUUAGGCCGUUAUUGUUGUGAUGUACGUAAAGAACAAACUUUCAAUUCCUCCUCCCACCCUUUUUUAUCAAUUAACCAAAAUUAUAUGCCCCGCUUUAUAAAAUAACAGAAACCAUUAUUGUGUACUUCAAAUGUAGCUAAAUAUAAAUAUAUUAUUAUAGCACAUUGAUUGCAACGCACUUGACGCAUAUUUCCUCAUAAUACACAAUAAUCCGGAUAUUCCUGUUGAAAUAAAUAAAUUUCAAAUUUUGUUUAUUGAUCCAUCCAUGAUUAUUAAGAUGGCCGAGAGUUCAAUGCAUGAAAUAGAAUGGUCCAAAGAGACGGUUGCCAUCACAUCUAUUGUUGACGAUUUACCUACCAUUGUAAAAGUUGCCGAUGGUUACUACUGUGAAAACGAGGCAGAAAGUUUUUCAAAUGGCGAUCUGAUAAAAUUGGACUUUAAGAGACGUUACACGAAAGUCAAAGCUCAAGCAAUACGUGAAAAUUCUCUCCACAUGGACGAGGAGGAACCAGGUAUUGUUGAAGAAAUUCUAAUCCCUUUCGAGUAUAAUGGUAAACUGAACAUACACUGCCAAAAAGACACCUUUUACAACAUGAAAGAAUUGGUGGAACAUUUCCCAAGGUUUGUUAAAGUUGGCAAAGCGUUUAAUGCUUACAAAGGGAAGCGAUGGAAAACACAGACUCGAAUACUAACAGACGAUCAUGUAGAGCUAGACAGAGAGAUUCCUAGCAUGGGACUUGUGUGCAAAGUCAUGAGCACGAGGGUCUUGAUUCCGUAUGACACAGAAGUAUUAUUCCAUCUCAUACCGGAUAAAAAACAGUACACGGUUCGUGAAAUUGUUGAAAAGUUCAAAAUGCCACAAUAUGUGCGUUUCAUUGAAUCAGAACUCAAAAAGUUUAUGACUGAAAAUUUGAACGACGCCAUUGCAAACAUUUCUCAUAUUGAGGGCUGCUUUAAAAUUACGGGUGUGUUAAAUCAGGAGGUAUUGAUUGGUCAUCAUAAGCCCACUGGAGUGUCGUCACAGAAAAGCCAAAGAUCAAUUGCCAUUUUGCCUCUUGACAGCGAGGUGGUGCAGAAUCUGGACGUCUAUUUACCAAUUUACGAGGACAUCUCCGACUACGAACUUAUGAUGGUCCAGAAUUUCUCUUCAAACGUUAACAUGGAUGUGGUUGAAGGGAGUCUCUAUUUAGAAUUUCAAAAGAAACCCAAAGUUCUCUUUCUCCCUUCGUCCGAUUCACACCAGGAUAUUCCGCCCCCUCGACCUCCUCCCCCGAACGCAAGCAGUAGAGAUCUUUCAAUUCCAAAGGCUACCCCACAACGACCCGAUGCACCCCACUUUCAGGAUUCAGACAAAGCCAAGACUAGGAGAAAUCCUCCUCAAGUUCCACGUUCUUCGAAGCCCAAAGCGCCCGUAAAAAAAAAUGUAAAGAAAGUGUUGCCGAGGAAAGUUCCUGAGCCUACAAUUUAUUCGGACGAGGAGGAGUGUGCCUAUGAAGAAAUGAGUGCUCUGCCAAAAACGUCAGUGGUUAAACCUAUACCACGUAACAUACCAAUACCUAGGGUACAAGCACCAGUUAGACAGCAUGCCUUACCGGUCCUUACAGAUCCAAAAGCAGACAGCCUUUCCGAUGACGACUCAGAUAAUCCUUAUGAGGAGAUACCGGAAGUGCAUGAAAUAGAGGAGAUUAAACACGUUGAUGGGCAUUCGGGAGAGCAUUAUUCAAAGAAAACUGGAUUAGACUUUACGAAGUUACCAAAGACUUUCAGGGUUGGCCUGAAAAAGGUUCACCAUGAGCUAAAAAAGCUGAAACGGUCCCAUUCCACAGAACUUAAGCACCCCAGCACUAAAGAAAACCACGUUCUUCCGAGCAAAGACGACCUGUGUCUCGGCGAGAUCAGAAGUAGUGACGAUGACGACGACGGACUUGUGGAAUACGACUACCCGGAUCUGACCAAGCUCGCGUCCAUGCGGCGUCCGCCUCCUUCCGGCGAUGAUCCCCGUUAUCAGUCAUCGCCGAAGCCAAAGCCGCCUAAACCCGUCGGCAAAAUCCAGCCAAUGUCGCACGAGACAAGCGAUUUAAUGAAGUUCAGUGACAUGACUACCGGCGAGGUUGUGGACCUUUUCAAGCAGACUAUGCUGCCGGCUCUUGCGUCAGCCUGCGAGAAGGAAGGUUUGGAUGGCAGCUUUCUGAGCUCGCUGAGUGAUACACAGUUGAAGACUGUUUUUAAACUUAGUGAUCUACAGUUGAUUAAAGUCAACAAAAUCAUAAAUGACGGAUGGCGCCCACACGUAAAUUAGAUACUAAGUAUCUUGUAAGUUGUAAUUUUUUUUCUCAAAAGUCCGUCGACAUACCGUAAUUGUCUCCGAAAAACCCUUAUAUACUAUCGAAAUCAACUAUUGGAGAAAACUGCAGUCACGUUUAUCAAAAUUCGUAUAUUUUUAAUGACACUUUUUUAUAAUUUUAUGCAUAAUUUUGCGACGUGCCAUCUUAAUGUUUCGAAGGCAGCAAAAAAUAUCAAUCUACAAUAGGAUUCUCUAAUUUGCGAUUCAAAGAGUAAUUUCUUAAACACUGAUGUCCAGGUGAAAUCAAGAUUCAUCGGUUAACACAUAUACUUUUUAAUUGAAAGCAUGUAUAUGUCUUGCAACACGAUAACAGGACGGACUUGUAAGUUCUGUCUCUUGUACACCCUAUGUGUUUAUGGUCGAGUCUCUGGAACGAAAGGGGGAAUGGAUAUGACAUCACUGUGUAUAAAUUGAUAUCAAUUUAACAAGGAAGUGAUUGGAAGGUGGGUUCGACGGAUAGUCGUUUUGACAUCACAUGAGAAUGUCGGAACCUCGGCACUUUAUGACGUUUCCCAAGCCGGAACUAAAAACAAAAUGGGGUUCAUUACUUUCAACUUCCUUGUAUUCUCCAUCUGGAUAACUAGAAUCAUCCCUUUUUCACAAAUGUCCCCCAUUUUGGGAAAACCGUGACAAAGAAUAC